AACUCCGUCAAUCCGAUCUGCUAAUCCUUCAACUCUUAAAACACUCCGAACUUACUCCAUAAAUCGGCCAAGUCGGCAAAAACACCGAGUUGCAUCAAUUGGCGGAUGAACUCCCUGUCGACAUUAGCCGCCAUUGGGCACCCCACGUUAACCCCAAGUGCUUCCCCUCGUCAUUGUCCCGAGAUGUGAGGUUAAUUAGGGUCCAUCAGCUCAUCAUGCCACCUCCACGUAGGCGGGACGAAGCGUGGCAAUAAGGGUCUUGAAGACAUGCUAGCCUGAAAAGUCUGGGAACCUCUCAGAAGCCGACCUUGGUAUUUCCUCUUAUCUCAUAUUCCUCGAAACUCCAUACCUUCGUAUUCUGAUUGUCAGGUUUUUAUCAUCACACAAUGGAGCCCAAGACCGGUCUCGUCCUCGGGUAUAAUGGAGUGCAUCCAUUCUCCAAGGUCAAGAUCACAGACCGGGGCUCGGUCCAGGAGCUGCUUCGAACGCUGUUGGACCCCCUCGAGCCCUUUUUCUCGCCAUUAAAGUCCCGUGUCAAAUGCCCAGGCGCAACUGCUGUCCGGUUCGACCAGUCUGCCUCUGAAGUUGAAGGCAUAUGCCGACCACUUUGGGGCUUGGCUUGCCUAUUGGCGGGUAAUGGAGAGUACCACGGCACUAAAUGGUGGGUUCAAGGGCUCAAGGCAGGAACUGAUCCCGAGAGUCCCGAAUACUGGGGAUAUCCACGCGAUAAUGACCAGCGCAUGGUCGAGAUGUGCCCUCUUGGCUUCGCCUUGGCUGUGGCACCUGUAUUCUGGCAGAACUUGAAUGAGAAGGAGCGCGGUAAUGUUGAGGCUUGGCUGGGAAACUCUGUAAAUGAGAAGAACAUGCCCAACACCAACUGGCUCUGGUUUCGGGUCUUUGCCAACCUCGGACUCAAGAAAAACGGCGGCAAGUUUUCUCAGGGGAGACUGGAUAGCGAUAUCAAGCACCUCGAUACGUUCUAUCGGGGCGAUGGCUGGUCCAAUGAUGGACCUGAAGGAAUCCACCAGAUGGAUUACUAUUCGUCGAGUUUUGCAAUUCACUUCCUCCAGCUCCUUUACGCCAAGUUAGCUGGCGACGAGGAACCAGAGCGAGCCAAAGAAUUCAAAAAGCGUGCCCAAAUGGCUGCACUCGAUCUCGUCCACUAUUAUGACAAUGAAGGCAGAUCCAUUCCUUUCGGCCGCAGUGUAGGAUACCGUUUUGCUAUGGUCUCAUUCUGGGGCGCGUUGGCGUAUGCUGGGGUCGAAUUACCGGCACCUCUGACGUGGGGAAUGGUGAAAGGCAUCGUUCUGAGACAUCUGCGCUGGUGGCAAACACAGCCUGAUAUCUGGAGUCCGAGUGGUACACUAACAAUUGGGUACUCAUACCCAAAUAUGUAUAUGGCCGAGAACUACAACAGCCCCGGCAGCCCGUACUGGGCGUGUCUGGCCUUCAUUUGCCUAGCGGUGCCUCCUGAACACCAUUUCUGGACCUCUGAGGAGGAACUGCCGGGAGACAGUAUUCCCAAGGUCAAAGCCCUGAAACAUCCGGGGCAUAUCAUGAGCUAUCUUGGAGAUCACUGCAUGCUGCUUUCAUCUGGUCAGGCCUGCAGUUACCCAAUGAAGGGCACACACGCCAAAUACGGAGCCUUCGCGUACAGCAGUGCAUACGGUUAUUCUGUGCCACCAGGUCUGUUUACUCUGGAACAGUACGCCCUGGCGUCUCAGCUCGGUCUCUCGGACGACGGUGGAGAAUUCUGGAAGACGCGGAGAAAGUCUGAAUACGCCAGGCUCGAGACACGAGACGACAAGCCAGUUCUCGUGUCCAUUUGGAAGCCAUUUCCCGACGUCACAGUGAAAACCAUCCUGGUGCCGCCGGAGGAAUCAACUCCAAAUUGGCAUCUGAGAAUCCACAAGAUUGAGGCCGGCCGCGAGGUCAUGACAGCGGAUGGCUCAUUUGCGAUAUGCAACGAAAGAGCCGUCGACGGGCGCUACCUGGACCCGUACGACGCAGACAAGGGCGAGGGCACUUACCCCAAGAUUAUCGGGAAUUACGACCUGAACACCCCCGAGGGCUGGGCCACGGGGAAGCAGGGGGCCUUUGCCGUCUCCAAAGGAGCCGUGGGCAUCAAGGCGCUCGAGGAUAGUGGUAACGAGGGUGAGCGCAACGCCAUGCUGGUGAACGCGGACCCCAACUCCAACCUUGUCGAGAGCAGGACCGUCAUCCCCACGCUGCAGCACACAGUCAAGGCAGGCGGCGUGGCUUGGUACGUCUCGGCAAUCUACGCCAAACCGUCCGGGAAGGGCAUCGCGCGGGGGAGUUACCUCGAUGGAUGGGAGAAGGUGCCUGAGGUUCCGUGGUGGGCGAGGGAGGAGAAGGGGGCGCAGAUUUAAUCAAUCAGGCAGCCAACAAGCCUUAUUCCUGCAGCACAGUUUCUUGACGUCUCAGAAUUAACUGCAGCCAAGGAAAUUCUCCGAUAUCUUGCGUGACGAACUUGAUGUCUCUCUACCUUGGUCGGCGACAUGUGUUUGUGUCCGACUGUGAAUGCCAGACCCUCUUCUCCCCCUGAUUCUAUACCUAGUCAGUCAGUUCCGAAACAGGGCUUUUUGAGGUCUGGCUCGUAGCCCUCUCGGUGCCUUCGGGUCAUAUGAUUGGAAGUAACUGGGGGAGCGGCACGCCCAUGUGUGUGUACUUAAAAAUUGCGGAUAGCUGCAGAGAAGCAGUAUGUGCCCUCGGGAACGAUUGGAGGAGUCUUGGUGAAAUGCGUAGGAUCUACUCUAAAAUCUCUAAUUCGAUGUCGACUAGCCUAGCCUUUUUCCACAUUAGAUAAUUUGGCCACCGCGGCAGGAAGCGUG
Molecule: messenger RNA, 2852 nt
Organism: Pseudomassariella vexata
Lineage: Eukaryota; Fungi; Ascomycota; Sordariomycetes; Amphisphaeriales; Pseudomassariaceae
Exons: 8
Coding region: 387-2390 (667 amino acids)
Source: RefSeq, a predicted model, not a curated record